Messenger RNA from Myotis davidii, 903 nucleotides. RefSeq names its product H-2 class II histocompatibility antigen, E-S beta chain. Gene Ontology annotation, cellular component: lysosomal membrane; late endosome membrane; MHC class II protein complex. Lineage: Eukaryota; Metazoa; Chordata; Mammalia; Chiroptera; Vespertilionidae. The record is from RefSeq and is a predicted model, not a curated record. Gene Ontology annotation, molecular function: MHC class II protein complex binding. Gene Ontology annotation, biological process: peptide antigen assembly with MHC class II protein complex; positive regulation of T cell activation; immunoglobulin production involved in immunoglobulin-mediated immune response.
AUGGGGGAGUUCCGUGCAGAGACUGAGCUGAGGCGACCCAUCGCCGAGUUCUUCAACAGCCUGGAGGUCCUCCUGCAGCGGGAGCGGGCCCAGGUGGACAGGUUCUGCAGAGACAACUACAGGUUUUCUGAGGGAUUCCUGGUCCUUCCUGUCCUCACAGCGCAUUUCCUGUAUCAGCCUAAGUCCGAGUGUCAUUUCUCCAACGGGACAGAGCAGGUGCGGUUCCUGGAGAGACACAUCUACAACGGGCAGGAGUUCAUGUGCUUUGACACUGACAUGGGGGAGUUCCGUGCAGAGACUGAGCUGAGGCGACCCAUCGCCGAGUUCUUCAACAGCCUGGAGGUCCUCCUGCAGCGGGAGCGGGCCCAGGUGGACAGGUUCUGCAGAGACAACUACAGGUUUUCUGAGGGAUUCCUGGUGCAGAGGCAAACUGAGCCCACAGUGACCGUGUAUCCUGCAAAGACCCAGCGCCUGCAGCACCAUAACCUCCUGGUCUGCUGCGUGAGCGACUUUUAUCCGGGCCACAUUGAGGUCCACUGGCUGCGCAAUGGCCAGGAAGAGGAGGCCGUGGUGGUGACCAUGGGCCUGAUCCAGAACGGGGACUGGACCUUCCAGACCCUGGUGAUGCUGGAAACAGUUCCCCGGAGCGGGGAACUCUAUACCUGCCAAGUGCGGCACCCCAGCAGCACCAGCCCUGUCACCGUGGAAUGGAGUGAGACGCCCUCUGACCUCACACUUCCCCCUAAGGGGCCUUUGCUUGUCCCUGAGGGUCAGGGUCCCCUCUUCCCACACCCCGUUUUCCUGUGCUCGGUCUUUCCUUCAGCACAGGCCACAGGGGAGCCCUGUGAUCGCUUCUGUGAACACCCAUAGUCCUGGGAGGCCCCCAUGCCUGCCCUGCUCUGA